This is a messenger RNA of Athalia rosae (coleseed sawfly), 2880 nucleotides long. Its product is annotated as CXXC motif containing zinc binding protein. Gene Ontology annotation, molecular function: zinc ion binding. The record is from RefSeq and is a predicted model, not a curated record. Bases 379 to 864 code for a protein of 161 amino acids. NCBI's taxonomy places the organism in Eukaryota, Metazoa, Arthropoda, Insecta, Hymenoptera, Athaliidae. The transcript has a single exon.
AAGCGCAUGUGAUGAAACCAAUCAUAUUAGGUAAAGAUUUUACAUCGAUAUUAUUAUCUCUUCGAAUUCCAUGCCUCUGUAACAUAGCUUCCUUUUAAAUUUUCAAUUAAUCUUGAUGGCGCUUCUGUCGAAAUAAUACCACACGACUACAUUCGAUUCCAAAAUCUGCGUCAAGCGAACGUCAAACGUCGUCAUGAGAUUGCACCUUCACGUGUAAAAAUUAAAGAUUUGUCAAAAAAUUUCCGCACUUUACAUUUUAAACAAUCAUAACCCGAAUCAGUGGAUCGAAUAAGUUUAGUGUUUUCGCUGAUAACAAAAAGUUAACCUACAAGCUCUAAAUUAAGGGAAUACCUUAUUUCUUCGGAGACUUUAUUCAUCAUGGUAAAAGUGGCAUUGCAGAUAAAAGCUACAUUAGAAAAUGUGGAAGAACUGAAGCCGUCUGGUCCAGAUUUUCGUUGGUACCUAAAGUUCACUUGUGGUAACUGUGGCGAGGUUUCAGAAAAAUGGAACUAUGUUUCGGAGAGUGAAUCGACUCCAUCUAAAAGAGGAAAUGCAGUGAAUCACUUUGUCAGUAAAUGUAAACUAUGUUUGCGUGAAAACACCAUGACCAUUAUCGAAGACUCAUCAAGAUCUUACACCACUGAUGAUCAGGGAAAGUUUAAAACCCUUGCUAUCUUUGAUUGCCGAGGUAUAGAGCCUUCUGAUUUCUCUGCAAGAGAAGGAUGGGUUGCAAAAGCAAUAGACGGAGGCAAGGAGUUUAAAGAUGUUGAUUUGAGCGAGGGAGAAUGGGCUGACUAUUGUGAAAAAAUUGCAAAUCCUGUUGGCAUUUAUGAGAUUGAACAUAGGUUCGAGAAGAUUAAGUGAGAGGAAAUAUAUUUAUAAAGAUGUUGAAAGGCUUAAAGAUGUUUCCUUGCAGCCAAACGAUGUGAUAUACAAAUAUUUUUUUGGAAAGUAUAUUAUAGUAUAUAAGGUAUUAUUUCACACUGGUACUCUUUAGAUAAAGUAAAUUAUUACAAAAUUGAAACCAAAAUUCAUUGCCAAACGUAGAUUACUUUAUAAUCAGAACCAAUGAAGACAUCAAUUGUAUCCAACGACAUAAUAUAAUUUAUUUAUAAUCAUAUACAAAAAAACUGUUCACUUAUACAAAUGGAUCCUUAAGUAUAUUAUACGCAUAGAAUUGUUUUCAACAAUAUCAUUGAUUUCUUUAAUUUUAUUUUUGUCAUAUUUGUCCCACCAAUCGUGUUGCUCUUGUUUGAUGAAGUAUCGAUGUAGUACCAACUCAAAGGAGGUAUCACCGCAACUACCCGAUUAUUGAUAUCAAGUUUAUUCUUAGUAGACUCAAACUUUCCAAAUUGGACACGUUGGAAUGUUACGAAAUUUGUUGGAAAUCAGUGGCUGAUAGUUGUGAUAUUACCGUUAUUAUAAAUAAUUGACUUACAAUUAAAGAGAGAACAUAUGAUUAAUAACUAAUUGUGAUGAACUAAUUAUUUACAUUGCAUUUAAAAAGAAACCAUAAAAACUUUGAAAUCAUAAUUUCUCUUUUCUAUCCUAUCAUACUAAUUCGCUAUUAUUGUAAUAUGCGAGUAUAUAGUUAAAUCGUAUUUACUGUAGUAAUCUGGACAUUGUUUUUAUUUAUUUACUUUUCGUGUUUUUCUAUUAUCAUUUCUAAUAUCUAACGAAUAAAUAGCUUGGUACUCAUUUAAAUGAUCUUGUCAGUCACUGUGUCACUUAAAAAAUAAAUCACGUACGAAUAACUAAUGCAACCGAUUAUAAUUUAACGACGAAUCGAUAACUCAUCAGUCUAUACUCAUGAAAAUAUCACUAUGGCUGAAUUCGUAUUAAAACGUUAAGUCGGUUGAAGCCCGUGUAUUAUCCACUGUUAAAAUAUUGAUCAAAUAAUCGAAUAUAACUACAUAUAACGCCGUGACAUUUAUGCUUUCUUUUUGUUGCUUUGAUUAUCAUUUUACUGAAGCCGUCACAUCGUUUUUUCUUUUAUAUUUCAUGCUAUGCAAUUAACGAUAUCAGUGCUGUACAAUAUUGCUGUGGUUUUUAUAUCAAGGGAACAUGUUCUAUCUGACGAUAUAAUAACUAAAACUGAGAUAAACUUCAAAGAAUUAAUUCGAAUCUAGUAUAACAAUAAAUUAAGUAUCCAAAGCUCUUGCAAGAGCAAUUUACUUAAUCGUUUAGACGGAUUUUUUUGUAUAAAAACAACAUGGAAGUUAUUACCCCAUUAAUAAAAUGUCAGCCAUUCAAUAAUAUACCAUUUCGAAAAUAGGUAUUACGAUUUAGUCAGGUAUGAUAAACUGACUAGUAAAAAUGAAAAGCGAGAUGAAAAGGAUAUGUCAAACAAUUAUUGCAACACUGUACAAACUAACUUUUUCCAUAAUUAUAAUAUCUACGCUGGAUAUUUCUAUGAGUAAUUACCUCGGAUAUUCUAAUCACACAAUAUUGAUUUACUAGUAUGGGUAUAGUUUCAUUUCUAACUUAUUGUUAGUCAAAAAAUUUUCCUAGUUUUUUUCUAAACAUCUAUCUUUGGUAUAAAUUAGGGAGAUGCUUGCUCUACUCAUGUUUUCUAAUUUCUAUCAUUGAAUAUAUCUACCUAUAACACUACUUCAUCGACUGCAUUUUAUUAUACAGUUCCGUAGACAACGUUAGGCUGUCCAGAGUAUACAUUUAAAAAUCAUCGUAUCUAUGCCAGGCUUUUGAUCGAAUACAAACCGAUUUUAUUGUUAUGCACAACAGAGGAGUGGCUGGUUCGUUAAAUGAUGGCAUUUAAAAUAAAUCUAUUUUCCGAUUGGUGUACAUAAUAUUGUAUUUCGCAAAACAGUUUUACCCUGUGUUUGUAGUUUGAAAUAAAAUUUUUGCCCAUCUAAUCAUCAA